This is a messenger RNA of Labrus bergylta (ballan wrasse), 1955 nucleotides long. RefSeq names its product cyclin dependent kinase 4 (gene cdk4). Gene Ontology annotation, molecular function: cyclin binding; cyclin-dependent protein serine/threonine kinase activity; ATP binding. The record is from RefSeq and is a predicted model, not a curated record. Gene Ontology annotation, cellular component: nucleus; cyclin-dependent protein kinase holoenzyme complex; cytoplasm. Lineage: Eukaryota; Metazoa; Chordata; Actinopteri; Labriformes; Labridae. Gene Ontology annotation, biological process: G1/S transition of mitotic cell cycle; regulation of gene expression; signal transduction.
GGAAGCGACAACCCCAAAACUAUUGCAGGAAGACUGGAGGAAGAGACAGAGGAGGCCGAAAUCAAACGGGGCAACAAAAAAAAAAUUGGUCACUUUACAUCAGAUCCACUGCCGGUCUGUAGGUCUGCACCAACCUCAGUCUGGACCCGACCUGCCCCUCCCGAACCCGGGUCUGAGAGAGUUAAGACGUGGCACAUUCAUGAGUAUGUCCUCCUCAUAGAGCUAAAGAAAGCUUCACCUGCCUCUCAGAAGAAACAGACGAGUCUGUUUGAUCUUUGCCAUGGCUAAUGCCGCCAGCCUCCAGUAUGAGCCAGUGGCAGAGAUUGGAGGAGGCGCUUACGGGACGGUUUAUAAGGCCCGAGACACGGAGAGCGGACAGUUUGUGGCUUUGAAAAGCGUCCGUGUCCAGACUGACCAAAACGGCCUCCCGCUCUCCACAGUCAGAGAGGUGGCUCUGCUGAGAAGACUGGAGCAGUUUGACCACCCCAAUGUGGUCCGGUUAAUGGACGUAUGUGCCACCCAGAGGUCAGAUCGGGAAACUAAAGUCACUCUGGUGUUUGAACAUGUGGACCAAGACCUCAAGACGUACCUUGAGAAAGCCCCAGCCUCAGGACUGUCACCUGGGCACAUUAAAGACCUGAUGAGGCAGCUGCUGUGCGGUGUUGCAUUCCUGCAUUCAAACCGUGUGAUGCAUCGAGACCUGAAACCAGAGAAUAUUCUGGUGACCAGCCAGGGCCAAGUGAAGCUUGCUGACUUUGGUCUGGCCAGGAUCCACAGCUGCCACAUGGCCCUCACUCCUGUGGUGGUCACGCUGUGGUACCGACCUCCUGAGGUUCUGCUGCAGUCCAGUUAUGCCACGCCUGUUGACAUAUGGAGCACCGGCUGCAUCUUUGCAGAAAUGUUCAGGCGCAAACCCUUGUUCUGCGGGGAAUCAGAAGUGGACCAACUUGGGAAAAUCUUUCAAAUGAUCGGCUUGGCACCAGAGGAGGAGUGGCCGACUGAUGUUACACUCUCUAGGAAAAACUUCCCUGUAUUCUUACCUCGACCAAUCACUGACUUUGUUCCAGAGAUAAAUGAGCAGGGGGCAAAACUAAUGCAGGAGAUGCUGACCUUCGACCCCUUUAAACGAAUCUCUGCCCUGAAUGCUCUAGAACAUCCAUAUUUCCGAGAGGAGGAGACAUUGACUCAGACAAAAAGCUGAAAAGAUGCAGCGAAAUCUUCAGCGAGAGGUAACAGUGUCUACGUUUAGACCUGGCCUAACCAUAAAGGAUUUAAGUUUCAUUCCAUGCCUUUCAAGACUUCUGGGUUGUUGCUUUGGGAUAUUUUAUUUUUGUCACCCCUGCAUCAUAAAGGAUUAAAGUCUGUGAGAGAUGGAAUAAAAAGAAGAGGAAAGGAUCACUGGCAUGCUUCCCAACAUGUAAAUGUCACAACUAAUGGUGUAAACAUGUCGUGUCUUCGAGGACAGUAACCAGUGGUUUUGAUGUUGAAUAUCUGUUUGGGUCUCGUCAGCCAGGACAGAUGCACAGAAACGCUUGUCAUCUCCUCUCAAAUGCUGCUCUUGUUGUUUUUUUUGUACCGAGUUUAGACAGAAGGAAGCACAGACGUCAUUUUAUCUUGUAAUAGGCUGAACAAAGUGUGACAGAUGACACCUCGGGUUUAUGAGAGCCAGUUGUUAGUGAUCUUACUGUAUUUGUGUUAAUAUUUAAGACCAUGAUCCUGUGACAGAAACGGAGCUGCACCAAAAUCAUGAGAAAAAAUAGAGAAUAAUAAAGAGAAAAAAUACUGGUGUUCCCCUUAAAUACUCUCACAAAGUGAAAGAAAUGGUUUUCCUGAAAUCGCCCAGCUCUGCAACAACAUCAAAAACGAUUAAAAGACAACAUUUUUAAUCACAAACUUCACUUGUGUUUUAUUAUGAAGAUUGAAAUCUACAUUAAAUGGAAUUGUGAUAACAUGAA